AUGGCGCCCUCUUUCAUGACCAUUGACACCAACGACACGGACAUGGACUUCUCACCGUCCAAGCCCGUGCAGGCCAAGCGCACCCUCCUACUCGCUCCCCCCUCCAUAGCCACCCAAGAGGACAAACUCCGCGGCCUCUUCACGACCUUCGACCGCUCAAUCACAGACCUCCAAAUGCUCGACCGUCUCUCGGCUGGCUUCGUCUCCCUCCCCGCAUCCACCUACGACCUCGUCCUCGUCCUCACCGACUCAGACGGCACUCGGCGCUCCGAGGCCCUCAAGCUCCUCACGCGGGAUGUCUACACAACCCUCGUCCCUUCAAUGAAGCCAGGUGCCAAGCUUCAAACUCAAGAUUCUACCAUCAAUGCCUCCGACUCCAUGGAAGCCAUUCUGGCCGGACUCAUCCAGUCCGAUACCGGCUUCGAGAAGCCAAACUUCGAACCCACAGCCGCAGUGCCUCUGAAGUUCGGUCUGAAGAAAAAGAACAAGCCCGCCAUGGCUCCCGUCACAGCGCCCGUCACAGCUAUCCCGACUGGGUUCGCCGCACCAACGAUUAAUGGCGCCACGAACCACGACCGCGAGGACGAGGACGAGGACGAGCUCAUUAAUGAAGAUACACUUCUCAACGAGGAGGAUUUAACGCGACCCAUAAUGCCUCAGUGCCAGCCCAAGACCGGACGCCGCCGACGAGCCUGCAAGGACUGUACCUGCGGUCUUGCCGAUAAACUGGAAGCAGAGGACAAGGAGCGCCGCGCCAACGCCGAUAAAGAACUAAACGUCAUGAAGCUGGAUACGGGUGAUCUCGCCGAAUUGGACUUCACCGUCGAGGGCAAGACAGGUUCUUGCGGAAGCUGCGCCCUUGGUGAUGCUUUCCGCUGUGACGGAUGUCCUUACAUGGGUCUACCUGCCUUCAAGCCUGGACAGGAGGUCCAGAUCCUGAAUGAUGUCGCUCAGUUCUGA
Molecule: messenger RNA, 960 nt
Organism: Penicillium olsonii
Lineage: Eukaryota; Fungi; Ascomycota; Eurotiomycetes; Eurotiales; Aspergillaceae
Source: the annotation of a GenBank genome assembly